Penicillium canescens is the source of this 984-nucleotide messenger RNA. RefSeq lists its product as uncharacterized. Bases 1 to 984 code for a protein of 327 amino acids. NCBI's taxonomy places the organism in Eukaryota, Fungi, Ascomycota, Eurotiomycetes, Eurotiales, Aspergillaceae. The record is from RefSeq and is a predicted model, not a curated record. The transcript is spliced from 2 exons.
AUGUCAAAUAUAUUUGGGUUUGAUAACAUAACCUUCCUCUCGCUGGCCUCUCUUCUUUCGCUCUCAGGCUCUACGUCAAAGGACCAACUCCUAGCGAAAUUUCUUGAUCAUAUUGCCGAAACAUUUUCCCAAGAAAAAACUAUCCCACGUCAUGAACGACGGAGGGCUAAAGCGAAGAAAAACGGAGCCAUCCAUGUGACGGCCUCAGGCCUAGUCAUCGAUCACGGUGACCCGAUUAUAUAUGUUGCAAAGAAUGGGAUUGGAAGCGACGCAGAGGAAGACAUGAAGCGAAUGAAGAUAGACGGAGAAUUGGCAGAUAGUCUGACGAAAUGGAUCAGAAUCAUCGCGUCCACCAUGAAGCGACCAGCCAUCGACAAGGAUCAUAUGUGGAUGAAACUCAUCGGCUACUACAAGCAACGUCUACGUAUCUACGUAUCUCAAAUCAAAAGUUCAUCUGAGAAUGACCUCGCUGCCGCCUUCAUUGCGAAAUCGGAUGGGAUUCUGUUGGCAAAAGAAAUGUAUCAACUGUCUGCACAAUACAAGACUGACAGCAUGCCCUCGGAGGUUUUGGAACGUAUCGUAUCGAUUGCCUAUCAGCUACGUCAUGAGCCUAUGCCGAAUGGACUGACGUCUCAGAGUGAAAGGAUUCGACGCUCUGUGCGCUUUUUAGGCCGCCUGAGAUCUGUAUAUGAGACAUUCAAGGAGACCGCCAUCGAGCUUCGAUCUUUCGAAACAGUAACCAUUUCUUGUCUCCCUCCACCCAAUGCCAGAUGGCAGAAAAAGGGCCGACUGAGCCGACGGGUUCAAGACCUAAUAAAAGUGGAACGAGUUCCUCAACCGCAGAAACGCCAACUUGACGAGCUCUGGGGUCCUAAGACCGAUUUAUUGACUACCUGCCAUGCUGAGUUUCAGCUUCUUCUACAAUUCGAAUGUUCUAUUCCCCCUAACACAAAUCCUUUUCCGUAUAUCGGGUGGCCACAGUAG